Auxenochlorella protothecoides is the source of this 378-nucleotide messenger RNA. RefSeq names its product putative plastid-lipid-associated protein 12, chloroplastic. NCBI's taxonomy places the organism in Eukaryota, Viridiplantae, Chlorophyta, Trebouxiophyceae, Chlorellales, Chlorellaceae. Bases 1 to 378 code for a protein of 125 amino acids. The transcript is spliced from 3 exons. The record is from RefSeq and is a predicted model, not a curated record.
AUGUCCAACCCAGGAUCCCACGCGAUCCCCACUGAUCGAGGGCCGGUGGAGGCGCAGGCCAGCACCACUGAUAGGCCACUGGAGGGCUUCAUCCCCCGCUCUGGUGCCGGCCUGCCCUUUGGCAUCCUGGGCGUCAGUUCCACCCAGCCGCCCGACAAGCCACACACCCGCAUAGAUUUUCAGUUCAGCAGGGCCGCCUUCAAGAGCUCGAAGAUCCCCUUCCAGGUCCCCUACCCCGUCCCCUUUCGCUUGCUGGGGGACGAACGCAAGGGAUGGAUAGACACCACGUACCUCGCGCGAGACGGCCGUCUCCGCAUCGCGAGGGGUAACAAGGGCACGGUCUUCAUCCUCGCCAAGGAUGACCCGCCUGCGAGCUGA